Messenger RNA from Trifolium pratense (red clover), 3609 nucleotides. Its product is annotated as putative disease resistance protein RGA3. Lineage: Eukaryota; Viridiplantae; Streptophyta; Magnoliopsida; Fabales; Fabaceae. Bases 132 to 3185 code for a protein of 1017 amino acids. The transcript has 2 exons. Gene Ontology annotation, molecular function: ADP binding. Gene Ontology annotation, biological process: defense response to other organism. The record is from RefSeq and is a predicted model, not a curated record.
UUCUCAGUGUCAGUCUCAGUCUCACCACUAAAUGAAUAAAAUAAGUGAUGGACACAAUAAUGACUUGCUACCAUUGCAUUCACCUCUUUGCAAUCUAAACCAAUUCUUUCAACUCUUUCUUUUCUGAAAAAAUGGCUGAUGCUUUACUUGGAGUGGCGUUUGAGAAUUUGAUGUCUCUGCUUCAAAAUGAAUUUUCAACCAUUUAUGGAAUCAGGUCAAAGGCUCAAAAACUAUCAAACACCUUGGAUCUGAUCAAGGCUGUUCUUGAAGAUGCUGAGAAGAAACAACUCACAGACCGCUCUAUUAAGGUAUGGCUACAACAACUCAAAGAUUCUGUAUAUGUCCUCGAUGAUAUUCUUGAUGAGUGUUCCAUUGAAUCCAAUCGACUUAAGGGCUCAUCCUCUUUCAAACCAAAGAAUAUCAUUUUCCGCCAUAACAUUGGAAACAGGUUGAAAGAAAUUACAAGCAGAUUCAAUGAUAUUGCUGACAGGAAGAACAAGUUUUUUCUACAAGAGGGUGUUACUGCUAAGGACAUUACAAUUGAAGUGGCUGAAUGGCGUCAAACCAGCUCAAUUAUUGCCGAACCCAAAGUGUACGGACGAGAAGAUGAUAAAAUGAAGAUUGUCGAGUUUCUCCUCAACCAAGCGAGGGACUCUAACUCCCUUUCCAUCUAUCCCAUUGUUGGCUUAGGAGGCAUUGGAAAAACAACUCUCGCUCAAUUGGUCUUCAAUGAUCAAAGGGUGAGUACCAAUUUUCAUACAAGGAUAUGGGUUUGUGUUUCUGAAGCUUUCUCGGUCAAGACGAUUCUAUGUUCCAUUAUAGAAUCUAUCAAAAGUGAGAAGUGUGAUGCCUUGGAUUUAGAUGUAAUACAAAGAAAGGCGCAAGAACUAUUACAAGGUAAAAGAUUUUUGCUAGUUUUAGAUGACGUUUGGAACAAAAAUGAAGAACUGAAAUUCGGAUUGAGCCAAGAGAAAUGGAACCAGUUGAAAUCAGUGUUGUCCAUUGGAUCCAAAGGUAGUUCUUGUUUAGUUUCCACUCGUGAUGAGGUUGUUGCAUCAAUCAUGGGAACAUGUCAAGCUCAUCAUUUGCGUGUUCUCUCUGAAAACGAAUGUUGGUUGUUAUUCAAACAAUAUGCAUUUGGACAUGACAGAGAAGAACAAGUAGAGCUCGUGGAAAUAGGCAAGGAUAUAGCAAAAAAGUGUCGGGGAUUGCCUCUUGCUGCACAAGCAUUGGGAGGUCUAAUGCGCUCAAGGAGUGGAGAAAAAGAAUGGCUUGAAAUUAAAGAAAGUAGACUUUGGGAUUCACAGAGUGACAAUAAUAUUUUGCCAGCCUUGAGGUUGAGCUACUCUUAUUUAUCGCCGCCCUUAAAGCAGUGUUUCACAUUUUGUGCUAUGUUUCCCAAAGAUACUGAACUCUUGAAGGAAGAAUUGAUUCAUCUUUGGAUGGCUCAUGGAUUUAUUUCAUCUAGGAAAAAUUUGGAGGUUGAAGAUGUUGGCAGCAUGAUUUGGAAUGAAUUGUGCCAAAAAUCAUUCUUUCAAGACAUUAAGAUGGAUGAAGAUUCUGGUGACAUUUCAUUUAAGAUGCAUGAUCUUGUCCAUGAUCUUGCUCAAUCAAUAACAGGGCAAGAAUGUUUGUAUUUGGAGGAUGCAAACAUGACUAGUUUGUCAAAGAGCACACACCACAUAAGUGUUCACUCCAAAGACUUGUUAUCAAUCGAUGAGGCUGCCUUCAAAAAAGUUGAAUCCUUGCGAACUUUUUUUCAACUGGACCAAUUUGGUGGAGAAAAUCAUCAUUACUUCCCAACAAACCGUUUUCUUCGGGUUUUACGCACAUCUUUUAUCCACAUACCAUCACUAGGGAGUUUAAUUCAUUUAAGGUAUUUGGAACUUUGUUCCCUUGACUUAAAAACAUUGCCUGACUUAAUUUACAACUUACACAAAUUGGAAAUCUUGAAAAUAAACCAUUGUGAUAAACUGAGUUCUCUUCCAAAACGCUUGUUUUGCUUACAAAAUUUUAGACAUCUAGUCAUUGAACAUUGUUAUUCGCUGUCUCGCUUGUUUCCAAACAUUGGAAAAUUAUCUUGCCUAAGAACAUUAAGUUUAUACAUUGUUAGUUUAGAGGAAGGUAAUAGCUUGGUAGAACUACGCGAUCUAAACCUCGGUGGAAAACUAGGAAUCAAAGGCUUAAAUAAUGUUGGCAGUUUAUCUGAAGCUCAAGAGGCCAAUUUGAUGUGUAAAAAAGACCUUCAAGAAUUACGGUUAUCUUGGAAAAUAAUGGAUGGUGAAUUUACAAAACCCCCUACUAUUAAUGCUGAACAACUACUAGAAGUGCUUCAACCUCAUUCAAAUCUCAAGAGGUUGAGAAUAGAUUACUAUGAAGGAUUAUUGUUACCAAGUUGGAUAAGUAUUCUUAGUAAUUUAGUUUCUCUUAGUCUUUGGGAUUGCAAGAAUUUUGGGCGGCUACCGUCAUUGGGUAAACUACCAUCUCUAAAGGAAUUGUAUUUAAACAAGAUCGAUAAUCUAAAAUACUUGGAUGAUGAAUGUCAAGAUAGUAUGGAGGUGAGGGUUUUCCCAUCUCUUGAGAUACUCAUGUUAUAUAAGUUACCAAACAUAGAGGGGUUAUUGAAAGUGGAAAUAGGGGACAUGUUUCCUUGUCUUUCUAAAUUGGAAAUCUCCUAUUGCCCUAAACUUGCACUGCCAUGUCUUCCAUCUCUUAAAAAACUCUAUGUCAGAGAAUGUAACAAUGAGUUACUGAGGUCAAUCUCUACCUUCUGCAGUCUUACCAGGCUUACCCUUGUUGAAUGCGGCAAUGAAGGAAUAACAUCCUUCCCAGAGGGGAUGUUCACAAACCUUACUUUUCUUCAGAAACUGACUAUUAAGAAUUUCCCAAAAUUGAAGGAGUUACCAUAUCAACCCUUUAACCAAGCUUUGGAGUAUCUGGAAAUCUCUCAAUGUGAUGAGCUUGUGUCUUUACCAGAGAAAAUUUGGGAAAGUCUACAAUCCCUUCGAUCUCUAAAUAUUGACAAUUGCAAAGGAUUGCGAUGGUUGCCCAAGGGUAUUCGACACCUCACUUCUCUUGAGGUUCUGAAAAUUUAUGGAUGCCCAACAUUAAAGGAACGAUGCAAGGAGGGAAAUGGGGAGGACUGGGACAAGAUAGCGCAUAUUCCGACAUUAUUCAUUUGGUGAUGAUGGAAUCACUUCCUUAUUACACAGUUGUUUCUUGGAACAUAUUUUGAGUGAGGGAAGCGCCAAGAUAUAAAUGUGUCAUGCUCUUCAGUGGAAGUUCUUACAAUAUUAGUUGAUUGAGCUCCUCCAAAAGUUCUCAUAAUGUGCUUUGUUAUGGAAAAUAAGAUUCGCAACUUCUUGUCAGAAAAUUCUGUUCUAUAUAUAAACCAGAAACAAUUUCCUUUCGUUUAUAUGAUGUAUCUGAUUUUACAGUCUCAUCAUUGUUUCAAUUUGUAUUGACACAACUUUGAUUGAUCUACUUUUUUUUUAUUAAUCCAUUUUCUCAGUUAGUAUAACAUAGCAUUACAAAGAUUUAUUAAUCCAUUUUCUCAUUGAUAUAUCAAAUGAAUACAUUGUAAAUUACUCUAUCUUUUAAUUUUCAGUA